AUGGCUCUGGUUAGAGAUAAUCGAUUCCUAAACCUCAAGCUCUCUCUUCCACAAGCUUCCACCACUAUCUUUCCCUGCUGCUUCCCCAUGGCAGCCACCACAACAGCUUCAGCUAAAGUUACUUGCGUCGCAAACAACACCGUCUCUGCCACUGAUUUGGACAGAAUCAACGUUCUUGGAAGUGGAAACAGCGGUACUGUCUACAAAGUGACCCACAAAACAACCUCAGAGAUCUACGCGUUGAAGAAAGUCAAAGAAGACAUGGAUUCUACUUCUCGCUGCCAACUCCUCCGCGAGAUCGAAAUCCUCCGCCUUGUAGACUCUCCUUACAUCGUAAAGUGUCAUGACAUCUUCCAAAAACAUUCAGGAGAAGUGUCAAUUCUGAUGGAAUACAUGGAUCUAGGCACGCUCGAGUCUCUACGCGGAUCCGCCAUAACAGAGGAUCAGCUCGCUUUGAUCGCUCGUCAGGUUUUAAAAGGUUUGAAUUACUUGCACGAGCUCAAGAUCGUUCACAGAGACAUUAAACCGGCGAAUCUGCUUCGUAACUCGAAAGAAGAGGUCAAAAUCGCAGACUUUGGAGUUAGUAAGGUCGUGGUCAAGUCCUUAAACAAGUGCAACUCGUUCGCUGGCACGUGUGCUUACAUGAGUCCCGAGAGAGUCAACAGUGAAGCUGAUGUUGCAGAGGAAGACAAAGCAAACGUUUACGCAGGAGAUAUAUGGAGUUUCGGGCUUACGAUGCUCGAGAUCUUGGUCGGUUACUUCCCACUUGUUCCUCAAGGACAGAAACCAGAUUUAGCCACGUUAAUAUGCGCCGUGUGCUUGGAAGAGUCACCGAAAGCCCCCGAGGAAUGCUCUGAAGAGUUCAAGAGUUUCAUUGAUUGCUGUUUACGCAAGAAACCGAGCGAGAGAUGGACAGCUUCGCAGCUUCUCAACCACCCUUUUCUUCUCCGCCAACAUUAG
This is a messenger RNA of Arabis nemorensis, 960 nucleotides long. NCBI's taxonomy places the organism in Eukaryota, Viridiplantae, Streptophyta, Magnoliopsida, Brassicales, Brassicaceae. The record is from the annotation of a GenBank genome assembly.